GCUUCCUUCUGGUCCAUCUUAUAUGCCAGUCAUCCAGGUACUUCUCAUAUCCUCGGCGGAGGCUGGUCUAUUACAGCCACUAUCGUCGCCGCGCCGGCAUGCUUCACGUUCGGGAACGCUAGCAUUCCUGUUUAUCCCUGGCUUUACCAACAAGGCUGGUCGAAACAUGGAGGCUGAGAAGGAGUAAUUCUCCGCACACCCACCUGAAGUCAAAAACUCAGGUACGUACACUCAAGAUAGUGGGUCCGUGCACCUACUAAUGUCUGACUGCAAAUUUAGUUUUU
Neurospora tetrasperma FGSC 2508 is the source of this 284-nucleotide messenger RNA. RefSeq lists its product as uncharacterized. The annotation marks the transcript as partial. NCBI's taxonomy places the organism in Eukaryota, Fungi, Ascomycota, Sordariomycetes, Sordariales, Sordariaceae. The record is from RefSeq and is a predicted model, not a curated record. The transcript has a single exon.